GUAGCGUUGCAGUUUUGUGAAAACGUAACUCAUUGUCACUUUUUAUGCUCAAUAUGGAGUCCAAUCAGGAAGCAAAUGAAACACAACAAAAUGACAAACAAGCGACCGUUUCUUCGAAUCAGGAGGGCAAAUCAUACGCAAAAAAUCCUCCACGAAUAAGUAAAGACAAUCUUUACAUGAUCAUCGCUCUGUGGAUGGAAGAUUUUGUAGAUGAAGCCCCAGAGCAUCACAAACAAGUUGGAGCAGUGCUCGUGUCCCCAAGCGAUGUCAUUUUUGCCGCUGAUUGUUCACGAGAUGAUGUCCACGCCGUGGCCAGACUGUUGAUCAAACACAGAGGCAAAACCGAGGGUUGUAAGAUGUUUAUGUCUCGAAAGCCAUGUCCGCUCUGCGCGAAGCUUUUGGUUCAAUCCAAAGUGAAACGAGUUCUCUUCCUGCCGACCCGAGAACCAGAAUACAAUUUGGACAGGAAUGUGUGCAACACGGAGCACAUGAGACAAGUGGAUACUUUGUUCACCGCAAGCUCCAUUGCUCAGACAAAGUUUGUCUUGCAAGUCGAGGAUCCCGUGAUCGCAGAAGCAAGUGAAUCCCUUAAAGGAAAUGAAGAGACUUGUAAAGAGGGAUCAGUUGAGAAUUACAGCGCUUUUGAAGAGAAUUCUGAAUGGAUUGAACUUAACAAAACAAUGAUGGAACAAAUUGAAGAAUACUUCAAAAAAGUCAAGGAGUGGUUAGCAGUAGUCCUAGUUCAGCCAGGUGAUCGUGAACUAAAGCUCUACAAUGCCAAAACUGAGGAACGUAAGCACCACACCAAACAUGACCAACGUUUCAUGGAAAUUGCAAGAUUUCUCGCCCAACGCACGGAUGACCCAGAAAUUGGUGUUGGUGCGGUGAUCGUCAGUCCAGAGAAUGAAAUUCUCGCGUUUGGUUGGAAUGGCUUUCCUUUUAAAGCACAUUACGGAGAGUUUCCAAGAGCUUCCAGCAAAGCGGGUAAAGAUACACCAGAUAAGAAGUAUCCGUAUAGCAUUCACGCCGAGCAAAAUGCACUCUUGAUGCGGAAUACAAAGAAUUUGAAAGAUGCAGUAUUGUAUGUGACAAAAUCCCCGUGUGACGAAUGCGCUCCCUUGAUUGCAAUGGAAGGAAUCAAAACCGUGUUCGUUGAUGGUAAAGUCGAGCGUAGGAAACCACUAGAGCGGCACCAGUUGGGUCAUAAGUUGGGCUACAACUGGUUUGUCGAUAAGGUCGAUGACGGCACAUUCACUUGUUUCAAAAACAUAGCGAAAAGUAACAAGUAACAUGGCGGCGAAAAGUAACAUAGCGAAAAGUAUAAAACUGAUACAUAGUGAUAGAAAUAACAAGUUUUUUGCCUUUAGUAAUUUUGAAUAAAUAGUUAUUUAUAACCUACCGAUUUAAUCAAACUUGUGCAAUUUUUGAA
Molecule: messenger RNA, 1429 nt
Organism: Dendronephthya gigantea
Lineage: Eukaryota; Metazoa; Cnidaria; Anthozoa; Malacalcyonacea; Nephtheidae
Product: cytidine and dCMP deaminase domain-containing protein 1-like
Exons: 1
Coding region: 45-1289 (414 amino acids)
Molecular function (GO): hydrolase activity; zinc ion binding
Source: RefSeq, a predicted model, not a curated record